Messenger RNA from Vanessa atalanta (red admiral), 5364 nucleotides. It is a transcript of the gene ace1, whose product is annotated as acetylcholinesterase-like. Gene Ontology annotation, cellular component: plasma membrane. The transcript is spliced from 5 exons. Gene Ontology annotation, molecular function: acetylcholinesterase activity. NCBI's taxonomy places the organism in Eukaryota, Metazoa, Arthropoda, Insecta, Lepidoptera, Nymphalidae. The record is from RefSeq and is a predicted model, not a curated record. Gene Ontology annotation, biological process: choline metabolic process; acetylcholine catabolic process. The coding region runs from base 223 to 2295 and encodes 690 amino acids.
GUAGCCGCCCUCUGCCGCAGUUGCACGCGACCGCGAGUGCACCAGUGCCCCCUCUAAUCAGAUCCGACCUUCAAUCCGAAAGAACGAGACGACUAUAUCCAGGUGGUCUAUUAAAGGAUGUGAAGAGUUUUACUCGAUCGCUGCUCAUGCGUCGCCAGCAUUGGUCAUGGCGUUCACGAGAUAGUGUCAGGUGGUGACUGUGGGAGCGCGUGUAGCGGCGGCAUGCGCGUGCUGGUUGCAGCGCUCGCCGCGCUGCUGGCGCGUGCGCUAGCCAGCCCCCACGAGCACCGCGCGAGGCAUCAUGCGCCCGACCACGCUUCGCAUUUCCCCGUCCCUGCGCCGCCCCAACCCUACCGCGGACACGGCGAGGCCGUUAGAUACAACCCCGAGCUUGAUACAAUCCUCCCGCGCCUCGACGAACAUGAAACUUCAUCGAAACGCGCCAAAUUUGAAGACGCUGAAUCUUCUUCUAAACGAGCCAACGAAGAAAGGUUCUAUUCCAAUCAUGAACGGAUUGAAGAACUCAUGGCAGAUGAACCUCAAUUAGGUCCCGAGGCCGAAGAUCCUUUAGUAGUUCGUACGCGAAAGGGUAGAGUUAAGGGUAUUACGCUUACAGCAGCGACUGGGAAGCAGGUCGAUGCAUGGUUCGGCAUUCCGUAUGCUCAAAAACCUCUUGGAGAUCUGAGAUUUAGACAUCCAAGGCCAGUAGAAAACUGGGGUGAAGAAAUUCUUAAUACAACGACACUGCCACACUCGUGCGUCCAAAUCAUAGAUACGGUGUUCGGAGAUUUUCCAGGCGCAAUGAUGUGGAAUCCUAACACUGAUAUGCAGGAAGACUGCCUAUACAUAAAUAUUGUUACACCAAAACCACGUCCAAAGAAUGCAGCGGUCAUGCUAUGGGUAUUUGGUGGCGGAUUUUAUUCGGGAACUGCAACUUUGGACGUAUAUGACCCCAAAAUCCUUGUAUCAGAGGAAAACAUUGUCUAUGUGUCGAUGCAGUAUCGAGUUGCAUCUCUAGGUUUCCUAUUUUUUGAUACCCCAGAUGUCCCUGGAAAUGCUGGAUUAUUUGAUCAGCUAAUGGCUUUACAAUGGGUAAAAGACAAUAUUGGUUAUUUUGGUGGGAAUCCCCAUAACAUAACAUUAUUUGGUGAAUCUGCUGGUGCUGUGUCAGUUUCUUUACAUUUGUUAUCGCCACUUUCGAGAAAUUUAUUCUCUCAAGCUAUUAUGCAAUCCGGAGCAGCUACAGCUCCCUGGGCUAUAAUUACCAGAGAGGAAAGUAUUUUACGUGGCAUGCGUUUGGCUGAAGCUGUUCGUUGCCCGAAUUCAAGGGCAGAUAUGGGACCCAUGAUAGAGUGUCUAAGGAAAAAGAGUGCAGAUGAAUUAGUGAACAAUGAAUGGGGUACACUUGGUAUAUGUGAAUUUCCAUUUGUACCUAUCAUUGAUGGCUCAUUCUUGGAUGAAAUGCCUGGAAAAUCUUUAGCUCAUCAAAACUUUAAGAAGACAAAUAUUCUAAUGGGUUCCAACACGGAAGAGGGUUAUUACUUUAUUCUUUACUAUUUGACGGAAUUAUUCCCGAAGGAGGAGAAUGUUGGAAUAUCGAAGGAACAAUAUCUUCAAGCGGUUAGAGAAUUAAAUCCAUACGUCAAUGACGUAUCGAGACAAGCAAUAGUAUACGAAUAUACCGAUUGGCUAAAUCCGGAUGAUCCGGUGAAAAAUAGAAAUGCUUUAGAUAAAAUGGUAGGCGAUUAUCACUUUACUUGUGGCGUUAAUGAGUUCGCUCAUAGAUACGCAGAAACUGGUAACAACGUGUACACCUAUUACUACAAACAUCGUAGCAAGAAUAAUCCAUGGCCAUCCUGGACUGGUGUUAUGCAUGCGGAUGAGAUUAAUUAUGUAUUCGGUGAACCACUAAAUCCGGGAAAGAAUUAUUCUCCAGAAGAAAUCGAGUUUAGCAGACGUUUAAUGAGAUAUUGGGCUAAUUUUGCUCGAUCUGGGAAUCCGUCAAUGAACGCUGAUGGUGAUAUGACGAAAGUCCACUGGCCAGUCCAUACGGCAUUUGGUAGGGAGUAUCUUUCGCUUGCAGUCAACUCAAGUGCAGUGGGCCAUGGUCUACGAGUUAAGCAAUGCGCCUUCUGGCAAAAGUAUUUGCCUCAAUUGAUGGCUGCUACAAAUAAACCAGAAUCACCAAAAAAUUGUACCAAUGUAGCGAUUUCUUUACGGCCAUCACAAGUGCCGCUUGGCUUAAGUCUUAUUUCUCUGACAAGCUUGAACUUAAUAUUAUUAAAAUAUAAAUGAACGUUCAAUUUAUGUAUGUUAUCGGGAAUCUUUAUUUGUUUUUUUUUAACAAUUUUGUUCGGUUUGCAUUUCUAGAUCCACUGGUUGAUUUUAUGAGUAAAAUUCAGUAGAUAAUUUUUAAUUAGAUGGUCCACUGUAAGUAUGUAUGAGUAGUAGCUAAAAAAAAAAUGGAAAGUAAUUUGAAAAUUAUAUGCAUUAUAAAAGUUUCCUUCUCGAUCUAUCUCUGCUAAUUUGAUGUUUGUGAAGUAAUGUUUAAAAAUGAUGUCUUAUACUUAGGAAAUAACUGAAUAUUUACGAAUGUGUGAUAGCCGCAUGGACGUAAGCGGUGGGCCUAUUACAAGUUUUUGUCCAGUAAAUCAGUGGUGUUAUAUAUUUUAAAUUAUUUUUAUAUGUAUAGUUAUAAAAUAAUUAUGUAUAAUUUAAUUAUAAGCCACCUUAAGUGUUAUAUUGCUCUAUAAGUCCAUUAUGUAUUUGUCAAGCUUUGUUUAAGUUAUCAUUAUCGAUUGUAAGGAUUAUAAUAUUGUUCAUGAAGUUAAUGUUAUUAUCUAUUUUAAAGGGAGUGAUGCCUCCAUCGACAUAUCACUUGUUAAUAAUAAAUUAUAGUUAAUAUUAGAAAUACGUAGUGAUAAUUUCGUAAUAGUUGGUAAGACUUUACAUAUCUUUCAAGAAUAGGCUAAAGGGACUUUAUCAAUAAAAUAAAUAAAAAUGAUAUGAUAUCAACGGCGUCAAGAAAACAAUACUAGGAACAGAAACAAGCGAAACCCAUAACGUCGUCAGGGAAAUUUUUAAUAACAGUAAUGGAAUAAGUAGAAGAUAUACAAGAAAUCUUAGCUUUAAAACGCCUCUAUUGCAAUACAUAUCACGCAAGGCAUAGAAAUGUUUAAGUUCAUUCUAGCCUUAGAGUAAGUUAAGUGUAUGAGCUAGGUCACUUCACAACUCUGUAGCGGACCAAUAUUAGAAAGUUGUACGUAUAGGUUCGAUUUGUGAAUCGGUUCGAAAAAUACAAUGAAAUAAAAGUAACAAUGACAGAUUUCGUUCGAUAUCACUGAAAUACGUGCUAAUAAAAACAAAACAAUGAAAACAAAGCCACGAUUGACUGUUAAACAUGAUACUACUAAAUAUGAAUUAAAUAUUUUCGAUAAAAUAUUAAUUUAUCAAAUGAGUAAACGAAGGACCGCAGAUGUAAUUAAAAUUUUACAUAAUAUAUAAAUAAAUAAUGUGUGGAUUCAAGAACGCGUCUGAAUUUGUCAGAAAUGUUAGUAACAACAAUAUGCUGCGUAUGUUAGACCAUACAUACGUUUUAGUAAAUUAAUGUUUAGGAUCGAUACAUCUAGAUUAGAGAUCGUAGUGUCCAGUUCAGCUUUCGAAUAUUGGUAUUUCAUAGACGAAUCUUUACGAUCGAAUACAAAGUGUUACAUUUAAAGUCUUUGCGAGACGUAUUUAGUUAUAUUAUAGUUAAUCAAUUAUUAUUUCUUUCGUGUAAAUAUUGUAUGAGUGUUAGUAUAUGAAGUAGGUAUCGUUGUUGUCUGGGUCUUAGUUGUUUUAUCUUUUUAAUUCGAAGGCAAAUCUUCUUUGCCUAUGUGUCAAAUGUAAUCUGUUGUGGAAGACGAUACUUUACGAGAAGUAGUGAAGAUACUAAUAUAUAAUUUUAAUAGAUCUACAAUGUCGGGCUUUUGUUGAUUUUAAUUUAGAUUAGGUGUAAAUUAUACAAUUUUGUGUAUAAGGUCAAUACAGCUGAUAUCUGUACCGAAUAAUUUCGAUAUGACUUUUCGAAGUAAUUUAUAUGGAUUCGGACGGAUUCAGUGGCUUUGUGGGUAGCUUAUACGAUUGAUAAUAAUCGGCUGAUGUUAGUAAUUGUAAUCUAGAGUCAAUAUUCAUGUUAUUUCACGUUCGGUGUUUCGAAAACUACGCUUAUUUUAACCUGCGUAUUUAAACCUAUAGAGUGCCUCUUAUUCACUUUUAUAUAUAUUGAUAUAACACUUAGGCAAUACCAGUAGUUGUAGUGUUACUUCUUUGCACUUUUAACUUUUUGUGUUAUUUUUUUUUUAAAUAUGAAUUGAGUAGAAGGAAGGCCAAGGUAUGAUGAGCAGUGCCAAAAAUGAACAGAAACAUUGUAUUGCACAAUAUUGCUUAUACGAUUACAGUAAACAUCAACAGUAAAAUUGAAGAUGCUUUUCAAAAUAAAUAAUUUUGGAAAAAAAUAUCGACAUUUGAAAUUCUGUGAACUUUUUAAAGAAGGUUUUAAUGAAAUCUAAAUUCUGAUUGCAGAGGAUCGAAAAGUGCAAAAUACACUAACAAAUGUAAAUAGCAUAUUGACACUCGAGACACUGUUAAUACUUUUACUAAAUUAAACAUAAAAUUUGUGGAUUAAUCCAGUUUCUAUGCACAGACGUAUUAAUAACUAUUUCGCUUGGCUGUUAAUGUAAAUAAGGCGAUAUGCAUUUGCGCUACUGCUUAUCAUGCUUAGCGAUCAGAUUAACUUGAUUAUUUUAAUCCGACGUAAUUUUAUACACAUCGAUAAUUACUUAUUGUAAAUGAAGAAGAAAACUCAGACAUUAAAUAAUAAUUUGACUCAACAACUGUAACAACAAUUUAUAAGAGGGAGGCUUUUUUAAAUGCAAUAACAAUUUUCGAUUUGUAUGUGAUCGAUAAUCAACAGCAACAUUUUAAAUACAAAUCCGAGCUACCAUUUUGAACGGACAUUAAACUGAGCCCACUUUGCAAAGACUUUCUCAGUUGAUUUUUUUAAAUUGCUCUGUAUUCUGAUAUGAUAAAAGCCCGAAAUCGAUUUGAAAUGCGAUAAGAUCGAUUAAUAAUAUAUUUCUAAAGAUUUGAAAAGUAUCAUCGUUUUAAAUUUUUGAUUAAUGUCAGUAUUAAUGUCUGGUCGCUAGUCAUGGUACGAGAUGGCACAUUGCACUCCCUGUUAUAUUCAAAAAGGCCUAAUAUAGCAAAGCACGAUAUACGAGAGGCCUAAGCGGUAUAUUAUUUUAAUUCAAGUUAUCUUUUCAAAUUCUAAUAGUAAAUUUUCAAGUAAGUUAUUAAUAUUAGUGCUAUGAUUGCAUUAUUGAA